UUGCUUUUCAAAUUAAAACGGAUAGAUAAGGUUCUCAAUAUAAGGUUAUUUCUAUAAGUAAACGGCGUCGAUUAGUAAUUAUGUGUUAUCAAAUGUACAUAAAUGAUAAAACCACUGGAAAGAUAUCGCUGGUUUUUACAACAUAAAUUUAUCUUGUCGCGUUUAUACAUUUCACGAGCAGCGUAGUCUAAGUACCCGCUAUGUGGUAAACAAGCGCAAUAAUUUAAAAGUGUAAUGAAAACUGAAAAGUGUGAAUAUUCACGAGUUUACAAUGUCCAGUGAUAAGUGCAUCCUGUUUUAAUCAACAGUUCUGCGCUACAUCCUCUUUUGUGCUGCAUCAGGUUUUUUUCAGUUUUUUCGGUUACAAGUUAUUAUGAAGUGCGGUUUACUAAUUUUUAUGCUUAUCAGUACUUGCCAGUGCCAAAUUGGUGGAUUAUCGCAAUAUCGUAAGGACAGUGCGUCUGGUAGUUCAAAUUGUAUACUAGAAUUAAGAAAAGAAGAUGUAUCUGUGACCAAAGAAAAUGACGUAGUAUCAGUAACAUGGAAAAAUGCACCUAAUUUUGAUCAUUGCAACAUUACACUUCAUUUGGACAUAUUUGAUACUACUGGCCAACUAUAUUCAGCAAACACGUCUUUUCCCUCACACGACAUUAUAUUUCCAUUUAUUGGGUGUAAAGUUUACAACUUGUCGCUUGUGGCUACUAUGAACGUUUCAAGCGUCGUUCGAGUAACGUUCCCAAUUGCGUUUACUAAAGAGCCCUCCCCACCUACCUGUAAGACGGCGGAAAUAGGCACCUCAUUCGCAGUUUUGGAAUGUGCGCUGAAUGAUGAAGAAAGUCAGUGCGAUCUUUCAGAACUGAUAAUCGAUUGCAAAACUGAAAGUGGGCAAGAAAUGAGAAAAAUUGUGAAUGCAGAUCUCAUUAGUGUGAGAAUCGAAAAUAUGACCGCGUGCACCAAUUACACUUGUGUCGCAAUUGUUAAAGGUAGCGAUGGCCAGUUAUCGCAUCCCAGCACUUCCAUACCCAUAGAGACAAAGGAAGGAGUACCAGACCCACCAACACUCCACAAUGUGUCUUCCAUUACAAAUACAUCGUUUGUUAUUAAGUGGGCGGCACCUACGAAUAUCAACGGUGUAUUAACACGGUACCGCAUAACCGUGGCCCCAAAAAAUGCACGUUAUUACAUUCCCCAAAAUUGUUCCUUCGACGAUCGUAUUCCUCAAGAAUACGAAGCUGAUCCUGAUAUUAGCAGUCUUACUGUCGCUGAUGCGCUUUCCUACUAUGAAUAUGAGGUGUUUGUUGAAGCGAAGACAUUUGCAUAUGGACCACGAAGUGAAGUGAAACGAGUGUUAACCACUGGAGGAAUACCCGGUGAACCGCAAGAUGUUGUCUUUGAUCUGAUAGACGACAAGAGAGUUGCCAUAAGGUGGAGGUAUCCAUGUCCGGCAAAUGCAGCAAUUGACCACUUUCAUAUUCAGCUUUUUGGAGAUCCUCAGGCCGACUACCAGGUGCCGCAAACCAAUUCUACCCAUGGGACUCUUGCGACGAAUACAUCAAGCUACCAUUUUAUCUUUAUUAACUUACAACCGGCGUUUAAUUAUACCAUCGCCUUGAAAUCUGUAAGCGUAUCGGAUAAUUUAGAGAGUGCUACAGUUGUGGGUAACUUCCAAACGCCCGAGCAUAUUCCAGAAUCUCCCACAAUAAAAACCGUGACGAAAGUAACCGCAAGAGCGUUUACCAUAGAAUGGGAGGAACCAGUUAGAAAAAAUGGCAAAAUUGUCGGGUAUUACCUUCACAUAUUGAACAACGGUCCGAACCAUCUGAUCCCUACACUGUGCGCCAAGGAUACAAACGCUUACGAAUACUUCGUCGGUCCGAGCAUUUUAUCUUACAGGUUCGAAAAAGGCACGCCCAAUUACAAUUACACGAUCGCAAUACAGGCCGCUACAAAAGCAAAAAAUGGCACAUUGAGCGACCCGUAUAAUGUCGUUACGAGUGACUCAGGUAAUUAUAUGAGCUUUCACAAUGGCUGA
Messenger RNA from Photinus pyralis (common eastern firefly), 2032 nucleotides. RefSeq names its product protein sidekick-2-like. Bases 374 to 2032 code for a protein of 552 amino acids. Gene Ontology annotation, molecular function: protein binding. The transcript has 7 exons. The record is from RefSeq and is a predicted model, not a curated record. NCBI's taxonomy places the organism in Eukaryota, Metazoa, Arthropoda, Insecta, Coleoptera, Lampyridae.